Molecule: messenger RNA, 3632 nt
Organism: Physcomitrium patens
Lineage: Eukaryota; Viridiplantae; Streptophyta; Bryopsida; Funariales; Funariaceae
Source: RefSeq, a predicted model, not a curated record
AUCGGUGGCAGGGAAUGAAAGCGACUCUGACAGAAUUCCCAUGAAAACUGGGUUAACCUGAGAGAGAGAGAGAGAGAGAGAGAGACGUGGGAGCUCGGAAGAAAGGUUGCAGAAUCCAGAGUUUCGUGCUUGCCAUCAUUUUCUUGCUGCUCAAAUCCAACUAACGCUUCUUCCAUGGCAUGGCAGCAAGGCAGCCAGCCCACGAACGAUCCUUCACCUUCCCACACACCAGCUCUGCAGCAGUCCUCCGCAGCCAUAAGUACCAUCAGCAGAUCGUACAUUUGUUAAUUUUCUUUGCAGUAGACUUCCUGUGCAAGUUGUGGUAAUGUAAACCUGAGAAAAACGGGAUUGACCACGGAUCACAGCGAAAGUGUCAAUCCAGACAGGGACGCGGCCAAGGACGCGAGGGGACCUCAUCCCCUUCUCUUCGGAAUUGCUCGUAAAUGACGAUACUUCGCUCUACACAUGGGCAUAGCAUCUUUCUGAAUAUUGGCGGGGGCAGAAGGAAUGAAUUGUCUCUCUGACGAGAUGUUCGGCAAUCUUUACUUGACAUUGUGCGGACGCGAUCUCUUCGUGGGUAGUGGAAAUUUUCCGCUGUUGCGAUAAUUCUGGAGUAUUUCACGAAGGGGAAUUUUUGCGUCCCGGAGAAUCGUAGUGCUAGUGCGUUGUCGGUCGUUAUUGGAGGCGUAGCUUAUUUUAUGGAUCAAAGUAUCUUGCGGUUGGAUUUUGAAGCGGAGAGAUUCGAUGGGAUUUAGAAGAGGUUGGCGAUAUUGGCUUCACACUACUUAAGUGAUUGUUUUAGAAGAUGAUUCAGUCCUGUAGGAUCCAUCCUCAGCAAUCGGUUCUCUUUUAGUUUAAUGAUCAACCAAAUCGAUUACGCUUGCUAGUUUAUUCUGAGUUUGACUCGACAAGAGCUGAAAGUAAGCGGGAGCACGUGUUCAAACAAGUUUAUCAGGUGAAUCCUGUGUGCAAGAGUAUGUGUAUUUCUUAAUAUAUGUGUGAGAGGUGCAACCAAUUCCUCUAAUGGACGAAGCAUUUGGGGAUCCCGGUUCGCAUGGCAGAGCUGGAGAUGGAGAGAAACAGGUCUCACCAGUUCGUGAAAGCAGACUUUCAGCACUGCGAAGGACAGAUUCUGUUGUUCAAGGUGGAUUUUCUAGCUCAGGUCGAACGACACCCACUCUUCUACAACGCUCAAAUUCUAUGAGUGCGGAUAAGUUGUGGUCGAACUCACAACAAUCAGGACUCUCUUCCCCAACUACACGCAGCCGACAGAAUGCAGCAUUUAGGACUCAGGCUGGUCCACCUCCUAGUCCAAGAAGCGAUCUCCUCUCCAGGCCCCAUUCUCCAGUUCCUCGAUCUCCUCGGGCUUUACCUCCUGAAACGUCGCUUCCGGAAUCUGGAAGAGGAAGUCCAAGAUUUAUAUCAUUAUCCAGUCAGUCGGCAUUCCAACAGUUUACUGGAGGUAAUACCUUUUCAAUGAAAGGGCGAGGACGCAUACUGAAGAGAGGUGGCACCGUGUUCUUUGUGACUUUGUUUUUGUGGUUUGCACUUAACUGGUGGUACUUAUCCAGCUUUCAACAGUCCGCUUUGCAAUCGCUCGAGAACUUGGAGACUCCACAAGCAGAUUCUGUGAGUUUGACAAUCCUCAUUUGGAACAGCUCAUGUGCACUACCAGAAACAUAUAUAUUUACCUACUGCAACAAGCAUACUACUUUGUCAAUUGCAACGCUUAAAUGUCCUUUUGUGGUACGCCAAGUCGGUGUUGUCAAUCGAUCCUCCGCAGUCUUAUAUGAACGCAUGCUUGCAUUGGCAGCACAUGAACUUGCUGAGAAUGAGUUCAAGCCCGAGCCGGAUGUUUUGUGGGAGGAGCCAACUCAGAAUGCCAUUACAUGGCUUCCUUGUGCAAAUCAAAGAGCUGAGGAUCACAUUCCUCCUCCGCCACUCGAGCAUAUGACCGGCUAUAUCAUGAUCAAUGCUAAUGGCGGCCUCAACCAGCAGCGUGUUGCGAUCUGUAAUGGUGUGGCGGUGACACGUUUGUUGAAUGCCUCUUUGGUUUUACCUAGAUUUUUAUUCAACAGUGUAUGGAGAGACUCAAGUCAGUUCGGGGAUAUAUACGACGAAGCUUACUUUAUGAACCACUUAAAAGAGGAUGUGCGAAUAGUUAAAGAGCUGCCUCUUGAGCUGCAAUCCUUGGAUCUUGAGGCAAUUGAAGCCGUGGUGACAGAAAUCGAUGUCCCGAAGGAAGCGAAGCCCAGCUUUUACCUCAAGCACAUUCUUCCUUUGUUGAUGGAGAAGCAGGUGGUACUUUUUGAAGGUUUUGGUAAUCGUUUGGCCUUUGACCCCGUGCCCUUUGAUAUUCAGAGAUUGAGAUGCCGCUGCAACUUCCAUGCGCUUAAGUUUGUGCCGAAGUUACUAGAACUGGGAGGUUUGAUUGUGGAGAGAAUGCGAGACAAACAUCCUCGCUGGGGUCCCAAUGAUGAUGACUUUGAUGCUGAAGAAAACCCGCAUCUAUCAGGAACCGAAAGAAUUCCCAUACGAUCGGCGAAGCCUGUUCCCAAGUAUCUGGCUGUGCACAUGCGCUUUGAGAUGGACAUGGUAGCCUAUUCCUUGUGUGAAUUUGGAGGAGGUGAGACAGAAAAGAAGGAGCUUCAAGCUUAUCGUGCUCUGCAUUUCCCAAUCCUUGCGAAGCUUGAACAGGAUGGGAGGUUGGGGACAGCUGAUGUCCAGAGAGAGCUUGGUCAUUGCCCUCUCAUGCCAGAAGAGAGCUUUCUGAUGUUAGCUGCACUGGGCUUCAGAAGAGGAACACGAAUUUUACUCGCAGGAGCACACAUGUAUGGUGGGGAAAAGAAGAUGACCAUUCUUAAGAAUCUGUACCCCAAUAUAGUCACCAAAGAGGAACUCCUAACCCCGGAGGAGCUUGAGCCCCUUCGCAACCACUCAUCCCAGUUGGCAGUGCUGGACUACUUGGGUUGUGCAAUGGCAGACGCAUUUGCUAUGACUGAUUCGGGGAGCCAGCUAUCCUCUCUAGUUUCUGGCCACCGAAUUUACCACGGUUCAGGCCAUCGCCCCACAAUACGCCCUAACAAGAAACGACUUGCUGCUAUAUUCGAGCACAACGCCACCAUUGAAUGGAGCCAUUUUGAGAAUAGAAUUCGUAAAAUGGUGGCGGAGACUAAAAGGAUUGCUGCUCGCCCCAUUUCUCGAAGCGUUUACAGGCAUCCGAGGUGUUUAGAGUGUAUGUGUAAACAUGAGGUUUAGGUGAAACAAAGACUCAAAUUGAUACCAGGUAAGCGGUGAAGCCAAAUUACUGCGUUUAGAAGAAGAUGGAGUAGCCUUGCUCGGCUUUCCCUUUCACCAAUUUAGAGCAGAGUUGGAAUUUUAGCGAGUCUCGAGGCUGCCAAUUUUUGGCGGAAAGAUCUGAUUUUGUGCCACCCCUUCGAAAGUGUACUAAAGGAGAUGUAGCAUUGCAGAAAUAAAAGCAGGGUGAGUGCAAUCAUGUCACGAGGAUACCAUAUUGUUACGCACAAGUCAUCACAAUUCCAAUUCGAAGGAGAUAUUUUCCUAAUCAGGACCCAUCAAACAGUUCACCAUCUGAAUGUACCAAUUGGGGAAUCUCCGUGAUUCUGCUUCUA